ACUAAGCCUCUUGCUCUCCUAGUCAGUGACUGGUGGAGGUUCCGCGCUGUCCGCGUUCUCUCUUCCCGGUGUGACCGAGCCGCAGCGUCCAGCGGCGAAGGCGUACCCGCUGCCUCGAGUAGAGGAGGGCGAGGAGGGGACCUGGGAACGGGCAGCGGCCGGACUGGGUCGCUCUGGGGCGGGCUGGCGACUCUGCUCCUUCGCUUGCUGCUGUCUCUGGGAACCGGGUGCCAGCACUGAGGAGUCUUCAGCGGACAGCGACCCCCUUCCCCGGCUCCCCUGCCCGCCCUGCCGGGGAGGGCGGAAGAUGCCGGUGAAGAAGAAGAGAAAAUCCCCUGGGGUGGCAGCAGCCGUAGCGGAAGACGGAGGCCUCAAAAAGUGUAAAAUCUCCAGCUAUUGCAGAUCCCAACCCCCUGCUAGACUAAUAAGUGGAGAGGAACAUUUUUCAAGCAAGAAGUGCCUGGCUUGGUUUUAUGAGUAUGCAGGUCCUGAUGAAGUUGUAGGGCCAGAAGGAAUGGAAAAAUUUUGUGAAGACAUUGGUGUUGAACCUGAAAAUAUUAUUAUGUUAGUUUUAGCGUGGAAAUUGGAGGCUGAAAGCAUGGGAUUUUUUACCAAGGAAGAAUGGUUAAAGGGGAUGACUUCAUUACAGUGUGACUGCACAGAAAAGUUACAGAACAAAUUUGACUUUUUGCGCUCACAGUUGAAUGAUAUUUCUUCAUUUAAGAAUAUCUACAGAUAUGCCUUUGAUUUUGCAAGGGAUAAAGAUCAGAGAAGCCUUGAUAUUGAUACUGCUAAGUCUAUGUUAGCUCUUCUGCUUGGUAGGACAUGGCCACUGUUUUCAGUAUUUUACCAGUACCUGGAGCAAUCAAAGUAUCGUGUUAUGAACAAAGAUCAGUGGUACAAUGUAUUAGAAUUCAGCAGAACGGUCCAUGCUGAUCUUAGUAACUAUGAUGAAGAUGGUGCUUGGCCUGUUCUUCUCGAUGAAUUUGUUGAGUGGCAAAAAGUUCGUCAAACAUCAUAGCAAGAACUAUUGUGAAGAAAAUGCAAACCUUUUGAUUUCCCACGUGUGUGCAAGCGAAAUGAGACGAGGAAAAAAAAAAUCCAAAGGGUGCAUUUUCAUCCAUAUGAAAGACUUCUCAUAGUACUUUUUUUUCCUUUUUUUUAAAGGAAGUUUUCUUGUUACAUGUGAUGGGCAUUGAGCCACACCUCUUCUGAGACUGAAUAUUGAAGUUUUUGUUUGGAGUUAUGUUUAUAACAUUUAUUUCAGAACAAUAAAGAUUCAGAUUUGUGACAAAGGCCUUAAAGUGAAGAUG
Messenger RNA from Camelus dromedarius (Arabian camel), 1313 nucleotides. RefSeq names its product defective in cullin neddylation 1 domain containing 5 (gene DCUN1D5). The record is from RefSeq and is a predicted model, not a curated record. The transcript has 8 exons. Gene Ontology annotation, biological process: protein neddylation. Bases 308 to 1021 code for a protein of 237 amino acids. Gene Ontology annotation, cellular component: ubiquitin ligase complex. Lineage: Eukaryota; Metazoa; Chordata; Mammalia; Artiodactyla; Camelidae. Gene Ontology annotation, molecular function: ubiquitin conjugating enzyme binding; ubiquitin-like protein binding; cullin family protein binding.